AUGGUUAUGAAAUCCACUGAUGAUGCAACCUCCACUGAUGGUCCAACCUCAACUACUCUUGCCUCCAUUGCUCCUGCCUCCAAUGCUGCUGCUGCCUCUAGUGCUGAUGGUCAAGCCUCCACUGCUCCUGCUGCCAAUGUUGCUACCUCCAAUGCUAUUGCUACCUCAAUUGUUGCUGUCUCCAAUGCUGCUGCCUCCAAUUCUGCUGCUGCCUCUAGUGUUGAUGGUCAAACCUCCACUGCUGCUGCCUUAACUGCUCCUGCCGCCAAUGUUGUUGUCUCCAAUGCUAUUGCUGCCUCAACUGCUGCUGCCUCUAGUGCUGAUGGUCAAACGUCCACUGCUGCUGUAUCCACUGCUGCACCCUCCACUGAUGGUCAAGUCUCAACUGCUGCUGCAGCAUGCACUGUUGGUCGUAGGAGUGGUACAGUUGGGAGAUGUUCUGGGAGUCAUGUCGUUAACAAGUAUAUCCAACUUGUUCAACAUGCUAGAAAUGUGCAACAAACAUGUAUAUCCAACUUAUUGGAUAGAAUUAGGUCUAAGAAAAGGUCAUAAUUAAGUUUGAAUAUUUUUUUUGUCUAUGUUAUAUCAAAAGAGCCUUUUGAAAAUAUGUGAUGUACUCUUUUGAUUGUGCACAAUCUAUGUGCUCUUUUGAUUGUAUUGAACAUGUAUGUCCUUUUGGUUAUAUGGGAAAAAAUGGUUGAGUAUUUUGCUCCUUUUGGUUAUUUUGUGCUCAUUUUGCUCCAUAGAAGUCCGAUAUUGUGUCAAAUAGACAUUCCAUUAGAUUAAACACUUUUACAUUACAUUAAACACAAAGUAGUCCUUCAAAACAUAAACAACAUGUUUUUAGUUCUUGCUUAAGACUAAAACCAAUACUGGCAAAUAAAUUGCCAAUACAAUAAACAUUCUCCUUAGCAUAGACUUCAUGGCCACUUGAUCAGACUUCAUGGCCUCCUGAUUAACUUCAAGUAUCAUCACCCUAUUGCUUAUUUUUGCAAUUUCAUCAUCAUUUGGAGUGGCAGACAUACCAGUAACUGAAAUGGGAUAACAUCAUGCCCAAAAUUCACAAUUUUUAGUCUCACAAACAUAAUACAAUCUUCCUUUCGACGGUUUCUCAGAAUCAACCACUUUGAUUAUUGUUUUACGCCAUAGCCACAAAUUUGGGUACUGAACCUCAAAUCCAUAGGCUCCCCUCCCCUUGAGUUGCUCGAGUAUGACAUCUAAUUAUAACAAAACAUAUUAUGAAGUUGUUACAUAUAUUUUAAAUAAAAAUAAUUAUAAUAAGAAAAGCAUAAUCUUUAUCAUAGUAAUUUAUUAGCCAUUAUAUUACUCAAAAAACAUCUAUAUAUAAAUUACCUUUUUAUGGUAGCUUCCUUCCUCUAGCUCCAACAAAAAGGUAGUACUCCAGCUUUCCGAAGGAAAUGAAAAGCUCUUGGGUUUUAUCAUAGCAUUGGAGGGUCAUUUUGGACAUUUGACUAUAUUUAUUUUGGAGGGAAGCUAAUUUCUUCUUUCUUCAAUCGCCAAAUCAACGAGUCCACUGCAAUACCAUCUUUUUUGACGAAAAACGUGAGAGCUACAGUUUAGUCCAUAACCACAAGGGGGUGAUGUGCAUAUUUCCAAAUGAUAGGUGGGUCAUCUGCUCAAGGCACAAACUACGAGGGAAUAAACUGGAUUUUGCCCUUUAUUUUAAUGUUGUGUUGAAUUGAUCCAAUUUUUUUGCCUUGGUCCCCAGAUGCCAUGUUUGUGUGGGAGUAAUCCUUGAUUGUAGUAAAAACAUCAUUGAUUUUUGCUUAUAUCAUGGGUAUGCAAGAGCUGUAACAAAUAAGACGUUUCAAAAUUAUGUUACGAGCAAAAUACUACAUAGACUUAAAAAAAUAAACUUUAUAAUUACAAUAAUUGAUUUCACUGUAGAUCAAAAUAUUUAUUAAGAUCCACUACAUAUUCAAUAGUUGUGAUAAUCAAGUCUACUUUUUAAGUACAUAUAACAUUACUCUUAUGUUUCCCAUUUACGUUUACCUUAAAAAAUUGACUAAUACAUUCAAAGUUUAUGAGCGCACAACCCACCAAAUCCAGCCACAGCUAGUUGACAGAUCUUUCCAAGGAUGGACUACCAUUUUUAUGCUUCCUUAAUCCAUCGAACACAACAACCAAAGAAUUCCUACAGUUUGCCCUUAAAAAAACUAGUGUGGAGUGCUUAAAAUAGUGAAUCUAGACCUUGCCGUCUUUUUCCCCUGGCAAUGUAAACAAUAGUUUAGACUGACCCCUCUAGACUGCCAAAGAAAAUAUUCGAUAUUCGAAUUAUUUCCUUUGGAUUAGUUAAGAUUACGAAAAUAAUCCAAUGUUGAGCCGAAACAGCCUCAACUAGUAGGCCAUUAUUACUCCAGUUUCCAUUACCUUACACCUUCUGUUGGAUGAUUAGGAAUCAUAUACUUACUAAACACAGAAAAAUUUUGCAAGCAAUCCAAGGACCUCAAAUAAUCCACAACUAAUCAUUUGCACUAUUUUUUAGGCAUUUUGUACAACAAUCUGGAGCUUGACCUAGCUCUUUGAAACAUCCCGACUAUAUAUUUCAUUAACUUCAGAAUUAUUUCACAAACACACUGAUUACACACUAACGCUAUGUUUGGUACAUGGUAUUAGGUCUUAGGAAUGGAAUGAACAUUCCUUGGGAAUCCUAUUAUAAUGUUUGGUUUGCAGGAUUUAAAAUCCAUUCACAUUCCAAAGGAAUACCUAAUCCUACAAAUUAUGGGAUUAGGCAUUACCAAAUUUAACAUGGUAUUCUUCAUUCCCAUUCCACUCGGUAAUGACCCACCCAAUCCAUCGGGAAAAAAUAAAAUAAAACCGAUUGGUUUGCUCUCUUGUCUCAUCUCGUCUCCUCUCUCUCUCUCUCGCACUUUCAUCACAUCUGCAUCUCUCUCUCACACACUCUCAUCACAUCUAUGGCGUCCUCCUCCUUCCCUCCCUGUCGCUCUCUUCGGUGAAGCAAUGCGCCAGAUCCACAACCAAGACCAAGACCAGAUCAAAUUCGACCUUUGCAA
This is a messenger RNA of Ilex paraguariensis (yerba mate), 3035 nucleotides long. The record is from the annotation of a GenBank genome assembly. Lineage: Eukaryota; Viridiplantae; Streptophyta; Magnoliopsida; Aquifoliales; Aquifoliaceae.